Molecule: messenger RNA, 321 nt
Organism: Coffea eugenioides
Lineage: Eukaryota; Viridiplantae; Streptophyta; Magnoliopsida; Gentianales; Rubiaceae
Product: transcription factor bHLH19-like
Exons: 2
Coding region: 1-321 (106 amino acids)
Molecular function (GO): protein dimerization activity
Source: RefSeq, a predicted model, not a curated record
AUGCAGAAAAAAUUUGCAGAUAAGAGGCGUCGAGAGACUCUCAAGCAAUUCAUCGUUUUAUCUACUCUUCUUCCUAGCAUAACAAAGACGGACAAAAUUUCAAUCAUAGAAGAAGCUGUCAAGCACAUCAGGCAACUCAAAGAAGAGAUUGACAAACUAAAGCAAUAUUAUCCUAAACAAGCAGUUCUUGCAAAGAAGUCGCAAGGUUUUGAGAAUCAAGAAAGCUGUUCUAGGUACGAAAGUUCGUUAGUUUCCUGUGAGAGACAGCUCCCGGAGAUUGAAGUCAGAAUGUAUGAGAAGAAUAUCCUUCUGACCAUUUGA